UGAUACUCUCCACUCCACCCUUUCCUCCCACCUUCCCAAAUGUCCAAAAUUCACUUUUUUUACUCUCUCUCUCUCUCUCUCUCUCUCUCUCACACACACACACACACACACACACACACACACACAUUACCAACUAAUUCUUCAUUGUAUUAUAAAUCCCUCUCCAAACCUCACUCUCCCAUAUCAAAACCCCAUCUCUCUCUCUCUCUCUCUCUCUCUCUCUCUAAAAUGGCUUUAUUAUCAGCAUCAUCAAUUCCCAUCUCUCCCAAGAAGCUAAGGCAAGAUGUGUAUUCAUACACAUACCAACAAGACUCAAACACACCACUAGUGAUCUCUGUUCUGGCUUCACUGAUUGAGAGAACCAUGGCUAGGAAUAAGAGAAUUGCAAGAAAUUGCAAGUGGGUUUUGUCUAGAAACACUUGUAGAACUGCUAUUUUUGAUUGCAAUGAGACACCAGACUUGACAAUUCAAUCCUAUUUGGAGAGAAUUUUUAGGUACACAAGAGCAGGACCGUCGGUGUAUGUGGUGGCGUAUGUGUAUAUAGAUCGGUUCUGUGAAGCUCAUCCUGAGUUUAGAAUCAAUGCCUGUAAUGUUCAUAGGCUUCUUAUUACUACUAUUAUGGUUGCUUCUAAGUAUGUUGAGGACAUGAAUUACAGAAAUUCUUACUUUGCAAGAGUUGGGGGAUUAACAACAAACGAAAUGAACCAAUUGGAGCUAGACUUCUUAUUCUUGAUUGGAUUUAAGCUUCAUGUGAAUGUAAGUGUGUUUGAAAGCUAUUGUUGCCAUUUGGAGAGGGAAGUGAGUGUUGGAGGAGGGUACCAAGUAGAGAGGACAUUAAGAUGUGCUGAGGAAAUCAAAUCAAGACCAAAUCAAGAAAUAGGAUAUGACCAAAUUGCCCAUGUUUUAUUGUAGCAAAUAUCAUAUUUUUGAUGAUUACACCAAAGUUGGGAUAAUCAAAUACUUUGUACAAGUUGUGUAUAAAUGUGUUUUUUUUGGCUUCUCUUGUUUGGAGCUUUCAUUGAAGCCCCACAAAAUGAUGUAUAAAUAUGUUAAUUAAUGAGUUUUUGUUUCGUUUUUGGGCUAAUGCAUGUUACAAAUUUAUUUUUACUUGAAUUGGAUGGAAUAACAAAAAAAAUCCCACUAUAAAUUGUAAUCACAUUUGCAA
Camellia sinensis is the source of this 1165-nucleotide messenger RNA. RefSeq names its product cyclin-U2-1. Gene Ontology annotation, biological process: regulation of cyclin-dependent protein serine/threonine kinase activity. Lineage: Eukaryota; Viridiplantae; Streptophyta; Magnoliopsida; Ericales; Theaceae. Gene Ontology annotation, molecular function: protein kinase binding. The record is from RefSeq and is a predicted model, not a curated record.